AUGGACGCUCAUCCAAGCAGGUACUGCGCCACGGUGCGUGUCCAGAGACCCAGACAGGAAGUGAUUCAGGACUUGGCCUCUAUGGUGCGAGAGUUACUCAUUCAGUUCUACAAGUCCACUCGCUACAAACCCACCAGAAUCAUCUUCUACAGGGACGGCGUGUCUGAGGGCCAGUUUAGACAGGUGUUGUAUUAUGAGCUGCUGGCCAUUCGAGAGGCCUGUAUCAGUCUGGAGAAGGACUACCAGCCCGGCAUCACGUACAUAGUGGUGCAGAAACGCCACCACACGCGUCUCUUCUGUGCUGAUCGCAACGAGAGG
Sinocyclocheilus rhinocerous is the source of this 318-nucleotide messenger RNA. RefSeq names its product protein argonaute-3-like. Gene Ontology annotation, molecular function: nucleic acid binding. The annotation marks the transcript as partial. The record is from RefSeq and is a predicted model, not a curated record. NCBI's taxonomy places the organism in Eukaryota, Metazoa, Chordata, Actinopteri, Cypriniformes, Cyprinidae. The transcript has 2 exons.